Molecule: messenger RNA, 2093 nt
Organism: Erythranthe guttata (spotted monkey flower)
Lineage: Eukaryota; Viridiplantae; Streptophyta; Magnoliopsida; Lamiales; Phrymaceae
Product: CemA-like proton extrusion protein-like protein
Cellular component (GO): membrane
Source: RefSeq, a predicted model, not a curated record
UUGUGAAUUGUUUUUGAAAUUCAAUAUCGGAUGUGAUGUUGCGUUCAUGGUGUUCGAUUAAUUGUUGAUUCCAAUGGCGGUUGCUCCCGCAAUUUUGUUGAGUUUCUCCGAGCAAGAUUGCGCCUUUACCGCUUUACGAGUCUGAAAGAUGUGGAGGCUUUCACAUGUUCUUCAUGAGCACUUCAAUUGUGUUAUGCCGAAAUUUAGUCUUGUUCAACAGAAGAAGUAGCUGCAGUAAUAAUAGUAAUAGUAGUAAUUCAUUUUAUUCUCGUAAUGCAUCGCGUUUUGGGGUUCGAUUGAGUUGCAGUGGGGGCCGUAGAAAAUCGUCGUCUCGUGGGGUGGUUCCAAACGCCAAGAAGAAGAAGCACGCGAAUAAGAGGAGCUGGUGGCAGAGAUUCUUCUUCGACGAGGAAGGGAAUUGGCUCGGGUUAAAAGACGAAAGUACCCUCGAAGUGCUCGAGUCGGACGAGGGUGGUAGUGGCGAUGAUGACGAUGAGGAAUUGUCUGAGGAGGAGAAAUUUGAGGCGUGGAAGAGGCGAGCAGAGGCGAUUGUGGAAUUGAGGGAAGCGCAAGAAGAUGCAAAGAAUGAGGAGAAUAGGAGGUGGGAGGAUUGGCUUGAUGUUGAUAGUAAUGGGGCAUCUUGGUCUGAAAAAAACUCGAAUGGGGAAUUCGGAGAAGACGAAGGGGGAGAAAGUGAUGAAUUUUUUUCUGGUAGAGGAUUGGUCAAAUCUGUGAGGGAUGUGCUUCUUGGCAGAGAAGAUGAUGAUAUUCUGUACGAGGAUCGAGUUUUUCGUUACGCCUCGCUCAAUUCGGCUAAAUUUUUGGCAGUACUGAUCAUUGUUCCGUGGGCUUUGGAUUUUGUUGUUCAUGACUAUGUUCUUAUGCCAUUUCUCGACAGAUAUGUCGAGAAAGUACCACUUGCUGCAGAGAUGCUCGAUGUGAGGAAGAAUCAAAAGCAUGAAAUGGUCAAAGCUCUAAAUUUCGAGAAAGCCCGUUAUCGCCUCGAAGUAGAGAUUGGUAAAUCUCCUCCUCUUUCUGACGAGGAGCUUUAUUUGGAGUUACGCCAUAAAGCUUUAGAACUGAGGGAAGAAUGGAGAUUAGAGAACCGUAAAGCAUUCGCUAAUAUCUGGUCGGAUAUGGUGUUUGGGGUCUCGUUAUUCAUUCUUCUAUACGUUUAUCAAAAUCAAGUGGCUUUGCUGAAAUUCACCGGUUAUAAGAUUGUGAACAACAUUACAGACACGGGGAAGGCGUUUCUUAUAAUACUCAUCACCGAUAUAUUCUUAGGAUAUCAUUCUGAAUCGGGUUGGCAAACAUUGUUAGAGAUCAUAGUCGAGCAUUACGGAAUUGAAGUGGAUCAAGCUGUUAUUACAAUCUUUAUCAGCUUUGUUCCAGUCGUAAUGGAUGCUUGUGUCAAGCUCUGGAUGUUUAAAUUCCUGCCGCGAUUAUCUCCAAAGGUGGCGAAUAUUUUCCGUGAAAUGAAGAGACAUUAGGACAAAAUCCUACUCUUUUGAACGACAAAUUGUCGGAAUAUUCUCAUUUUUCCACCUCCUUUUUUUUCUCUCUAUAAUAUUCGUCGUUCGGUCUAAGAAAAUAAAUUUUGAAAAAAAAAAAAAAAAAAGAUGGUAUGAAAUCGAGUUUUUUCCUCUUGGCAUGAUAUACAAUAUGUCACAUGUGACAUUGAAAAUAGAAAAAGGGGCAGUGUGAAAAUGUGUGGUACCUCCUUUCCCUGUUUGAGGCCCCCUUCCUCUUCCCAUAUGGUGCAUUAUUAUCAUUUCUUCCGGGUCCCGACGGAUGACGAAAAGUCUAACGUCGAUAUCUCUCGGAAAAUUUAUGAAAGGUUUGUAGUCUACGUACAUAUACAUACGAUGUGGUUAUAUUGCUAUUUCCAGGUGUGUUUUCAAGAUUUUACACUCUUUAACUUCCCAGUUUCUUGUGUUGUGGGGAGUAGCUACCUAUUAAUUAUUAUUAUUAUUAUUGCCUCUCUCUCUCUGCCAAAAUAUGCUCUUUGAAGUAUCAAACUACCUGUGCUGGAUGGAGUGUAUAGUAUACAUAUGUAUUAAUUAAAAGUUGGGUAAAUUCCACUUUCUCCCCUU